Molecule: messenger RNA, 1281 nt
Organism: Symbiodinium natans
Lineage: Eukaryota; Dinophyceae; Suessiales; Symbiodiniaceae
Source: the annotation of a GenBank genome assembly
AUGUCCGCAAAUGUCCUCUUCCCGGGCAGCAAGCGGCUGCUGGAGUUGGAGGAGGAAAACCGUCGCCUACGCAAAGCUGCUCCGCAUCCGCAGGCAGGCAGACGUCCCAGGAAGUUCGGAGUUAACCACUGGGGUCAGCAGAACUCCUGCAAGCGCAACCACAGGAAGCUUGCCACAAAGCAGUACGCCGGACGCCAAUCUCUUGCUCUUCGGAAACAAAAAGACCGAGAUCGACGUCUCAAGACUGAAGCGCUUCCUACGAACUCUGCUUUGGAGAUAGCAGCUGUCAAGGAACUCCAGAAACUAGGCUUUCUGAAGGAACUUUCGGUCAGCUUUCAGCCACUGCUCGUGGACAGGCAGGACAGCUCUACAGCGACCUGUGUAGCCCAAGUCUUCCUGCGCUGCACGGACGGUGACUGCAGGCAGCGCAUCAACGUCCUGACUUUGCAAAACUGGUUGCCGUGCACGGACAGAAUUGGCUCCAAGACGACUCCCAACAAGCUUCUUCUUCUCUUGCGCGCCUGGGUGGCUACCGGUCUCGGCCGUCCUCCUUCUGCCUACACGUUAGCACGUGCUGCGGGCAUGACGUAUAAGCCGGUCAAAGCGGUUCUGGACAGUCUAGUGUCUCUUGAAUCCAGAGCUGGCCGAGAACGCAACGAGUGCUUGAGACUCAAAGGAGUUGUGGAAGUGGAUGCGACUUCCCUGCGCUUGGUCCGUGUGUAUGCCGGGUCAAAGACUUUCGAGACACCCAUCAAGAAAUGGCUGGCUGCUCAUCCCAGGACUCCGAGGCCUGCGUAUUGGCUGCUACACUUUCGUUUGGUGGGUGCCGUGCAACGCUCUGACAAUCGCAAACUCGUCGUCAGACUGUUAGAACACAAAGUUGCGCCGGCUGGUGGGAAGCCACCAGAGGGGACCCAAGAGAUCAUCAACUCUGGUCUCUUGCGCAGCGUGUCGAAAGGCUCAACUUUGAUGGCCGAUGGUGCAAAGAGCUGGAGCGCAGCCGCAAGGCAAGCCGGCCACCGCGGAGACACGCACCACGUUUGUCACAGCAAAGCACAGUACACAGCGAGCUCUCCCAACGGCGGCAAAACUUUGGGGACGCAGCUCCUCGACCGGUCUUGGGGGUGCUUGAAAACUUGCAUCCCACCAAACUUGUCCUCACGCAAGCACAGCUCAGGGGAGCCGGCUGUGCUGGAAUGCGUUUUCCAAACGCUCUGGCGCAAAAGCGUCGGCGCGGCGAAGCUUCUGGCUGAGCUUGGGGGAUUGGCCAGACAAGCAUGA